GCUUUCCAGAAACUGCUAGACUGUAGCGCGCGGAACUAUAAAGUCAGUGAGCACAGUGUACGUUGGAUAAAGAUACGAAGUCCGAAAACCAUUCCAAGUUUGGAAGAAGAGGGUCUUUUUGACGUUAAAAUCUUCUACAGCACAGACGACCAAACAAGUCAACGAUGUCAUCAGCAAAAGGUAUUUCCAUUGGUAUUGACCUGGGUACCACCUACUCCUGCGUUGGGGUGUUCCAGCAUGGAAAAGUGGAGAUCAUUGCCAACGACCAGGGCAACAGAACCACCCCGAGUUAUGUGGCCUUCACAGACACAGAGAGGCUGAUUGGUGAUGCUGCAAAAAAUCAGGUGGCCAUGAACCCCAACAACACCGUCUUUGAUGCCAAGCGUCUCAUUGGACGAAAGUUUGAUGAUUCCGUUGUUCAGUCUGACAUGAAGCACUGGCCCUUCACAGUCAUCAGUGAUGGGGGAAAGCCCAAAGUUCAAGUGGAGUACAAAGGUGAGAACAAAACAUUUAACCCAGAAGAAAUCUCCUCCAUGGUCCUGGUCAAGAUGAAGGAGAUUGCUGAGGCCUACAUGGGACAGAAAGUAACCAAUGCAGUCAUCACCGUUCCUGCCUACUUCAAUGACUCCCAGCGCCAGGCCACCAAGGACGCUGGGGUGAUCGCUGGACUGAAUGUGCUGAGGAUCAUCAACGAGCCCACGGCAGCAGCCAUUGCUUAUGGACUGGACAAAGGCACGACCGGUGAGCGUAACGUCCUCAUCUUUGACCUAGGUGGUGGUACUUUUGAUGUUUCUAUCCUAACCAUUGAAGAUGGCAUCUUUGAGGUCAAAGCCACUGCUGGAGACACUCACCUGGGUGGGGAAGACUUUGAUAAUCGCAUGGUGAAUCACUUUGUGGAGGAGUUCAAGAGGAAAUUUAAGAAAGACAUUAGCCAGAACAAGAGGGCACUGAGGAGGCUGCGCACAGCAUGUGAGAGGGCCAAGAGGACACUGUCCUCCAGCUCCCAGGCCAGCAUUGAAAUCGACUCUCUUUAUGAGGGCAUUGAUUUCUACACCUCCAUCACCAGAGCUCGCUUUGAGGAGAUGAACUCCGACCUCUUCAGGGGAACCCUUGAGCCUGUGGAGAAAGCCCUGAGAGAUGCCAAGUUUGACAAGGCACAGAUCCAUGACAUUGUCUUGGUGGGAGGUUCCACCAGAAUCCCUAAAAUCCAGAAGCAGCUGCAGGAUUUCUUCAAUGGAAGGGACCUGAACAAGGGCAUCAACCCUGACGAGGCAGUGGCCUAUGGUGCUGCAGUUCAGGCUGCCAUUCUCAUGGGUGACAAGUCUGAGAACGUUCAGGACCUACUGCUGCUGGAUGUGGCACCCCUGUCUCUGGGCAUUGAGACGGCUGGAGGUGUCAUGACUGCCCUCAUCAAGCGCAACACCACCAUCCCCACCAAACAGACCCAGACCUUCACCACCUACUCAGACAACCAGCCCGGGGUCCUGAUCCAGGUGUAUGAGGGAGAAAGAGCCAUGACCAAGGACAACAACCUGUUGGGCAAGUUUGAGCUGACAGGGAUUCCACCGGCUCCACGCAGUGUCCCUCAGAUUGAGGUGACCUUUGACAUUGAUGCCAAUGGAAUCCUCAAUGUGUCAGCUGCAGACAAAAGCACUGGCAAAGAGAACAAAAUAACCAUCACAAAUGACAAAGGCAGGUUGAGCAAGGAGGAUAUUGAGAAAAUGGUACAGGAUGCAGAGAAGUACAAAGCAGAAGAUGACACUCAGAGAGAGAAGAUUGCUGCCAAGAACUCCUUGGAGUCCUACGCAUUCAACAUGAAGAGCAGUGUUGAGGAUGAGAACAUGAAGGGCAAAAUCAGUGAGGACGACAAGAAGACAGUUGUGGAGAAGUGCAACCAGGCCAUCUCCUGGCUGGAGAGCAACCAGCUGGCCGACAAAGACGAGUAUGAGCACCAGCUAAAGGACCUGGAGAAGGUGUGCAACCCCAUCAUCUCCAAACUGUACCAAGGAGGAAUGCCCGGAGGAAUGCCAGCAGGAGGCUGUGGUGCCCAGGCACGCAGCGGCGCAGGUGCCAGUUCACAGGGGCCCACCAUUGAGGAGGUGGACUAAAGUGGACUCUGGAAUACAGCGAGAAAUGCACAUGAGAUUCAUUAUAGAGACAGUCGUUCAACUGUUAAAAAUGGUAUAUUGCUUUUGAUACAGUGUUCAUAUUUGUAAAUGUUUUUAAAUGAAUGUUAAAGGAAUAAUUUUAUAUGUAACAAUUUUUGACCAUUUUCAUCAAUUCCUCAUUUUGAGAUGUUAAUAUUGUUCUUUUAAAAACACUUUUGUCUGUUUGCACUUUACAUGUAAAUAAAUCUUCAUAAAAAAUCAA
Messenger RNA from Clupea harengus (Atlantic herring), 2370 nucleotides. Its product is annotated as heat shock 70 kDa protein-like. Lineage: Eukaryota; Metazoa; Chordata; Actinopteri; Clupeiformes; Clupeidae. The record is from RefSeq and is a predicted model, not a curated record. Gene Ontology annotation, molecular function: ATP binding; ATP-dependent protein folding chaperone.